Messenger RNA from Linnemannia hyalina, 2400 nucleotides. NCBI's taxonomy places the organism in Eukaryota, Fungi, Mortierellomycota, Mortierellomycetes, Mortierellales, Mortierellaceae. The record is from the annotation of a GenBank genome assembly.
AUGCUGCACGAGCUACUCAUCACCCUCUCCGGUUACCCCGGUGACAUCUUCAGGCCAUUCCCCUUUGAACCAGAGACACCCACAACGUUUGCAAUCACAGACUUUCCUCUGCUCCAUCCCGCCGAGAAGGAGGGUCUUAACCGCCUGGCCCAGCUUGGCUUUUAUUUCAAAGAGUUCAACACUUUCAUCACCUCCUGUCGGUCACCCUCACGGCAGCACGGCCAACAAACACCUCCAGAUGGCGAAACCAUCAACGUGCCAGCACCCCCAGGACUCUAUCUUCGUGCUAUGGCUAGCGCUCUCGACAGGAAGCUACAGAGCUAUCGCCAAGUCAUUGUCCAGACCGAGGCAGCCAUUCUGUCGGGAGAGGAUAAUCUAGGAGGUAUUGUGCCACUCUCGACCAUUUCUGGACGCUUCGCUCCCUACCAACUCGUCUUUCCUGCCAUCGUCAACCUUCUCUCCGACAUCGAGUCGACAGCUCUCACGGAGGCGCCAUACGGCGGCGGUCGACUGAUCAAUCUCCUGCAGGACAGGAGCGCCUCGGGCGUGCCGAUUCAAAAGGAGUGGAUGACAGAGAUGCUGCAAGGGUGUUGCGCGGUUAUGCUGCGCCAAGUCACGUCCUGGGUGAUAUACGGCCAGAUUCAGGAUCCGUUUGGCGAGUUCUUUGUUGUCCAGCUAGAAUCGUCGCAAAGAGCAGGAGAGACCAAUCAAGGCAGUCGGUACUCAACAGGGAGCUUUGUUCGUUCCAGGGCUGCGACGUCUUCAGGGCUGGCCACGUUACCUCCUUCAACAGCUUUGACAGCGUCAGCAGCGUCAUCAUCCUCCAUCAAAUGGCAGACAGGAUACAGUCUUGAUGAACAAAUGAUCCCCGCCAUGAUCCCUACCACUCUCGCCCACGCCAUGCUUUUUAUCGGAAAAUCGAUUGCAACAGUCCGGCAGGCAAAACCCAAGCCCAUCCCAAUACCCCAAUCAAUUACCCAACGCCAUCUGGAUUUACUCCUGCCGCUGUUAUCCGCCUCCUCAGGACAAAGGGAGAUAAAGUCUGUAUCGGACGAGGUUCUCAAUUUGAACCUUCUUACAGCCGUCAUUCACCAAAUCAGAAAAGACAUCGCCAAUCACCUGUGGGUCGUCGUACAAGUCGGAGAGAAGGUGGUCAAGACGCUAGAGUCCUUCAAGCGGUACUUUUUGCUCUCUGAUGGCGAGUUUGGGCUUGGUCUGAUUACAGCUCUGGAAGAGUUUAAACGGAACCGACUUUCAAGAAUGGGCCAGUUUAUCACCACGACGGCGACAUCGGUCGGGAUACGGGAUCAUGACCUGGGGGGGAUGCUGAAGAAGGCCGCGCAGGACACGCCAGCCCAGGAUGAUACCACGCUGGCCAGCUUUGAGUUCCGGAUAGUAAAGCCUGCUCGGAAGCACACAGGAUCCGAGCAGGAUCAGCCACCGACCAUUGGCAUGUUUGACGACCAGCUUCUCGGUAUUCCAGUGCGGUUAACAUACACACUUUCGUGGCCAUUGGAUCUUUUUCUGACCACCGAGGAUCUCGACCAAUACAGCGACGUGUUUGCGUUCUUGAUGACCAUCCGGAAAUCACAAGUGCGACUCCAGCAGACAUGGAUUGAGAUAAAAUCUUUGACUCAGAGACUUACCAACAGGAGGCGAGGCGGAGAUGCCAGGGCAUACGGUCGUCGGAUCAAGGGCACAGAGACUGACGAGCGGAAUGCUGAACAAGAGGCAGAGAUGUUGAAGCACAUUGCUGCCUUUAGAUCAAAUAUGGUCUUUGUUGUUGACUGCGUCUGGACAUAUAUUCAGAUGGACGUGAUUGGUCCUACAUAUGAGUCUUUACUGGAAGGCAUUGCAACCCACGAGUCUGAUCGGAAGUCCAGUUUCUCACAAUCGUCAACAUCUGCAACAGCCACGCCGCAAAGCUUCGAUUCGAUCCACAGUUCACACGCGGAGGCAUUGUAUGAAAUUCGACGCGCCUGUCUUUUGACAUCAGAAUCUCUGUCGUCUUCAGUCAAAGAUAUUCUUCUCCGGACAGAGGCAUUUUGCGGAAUCAUUGGGCGCCGUGCUGCAGGCCAGGAUGGUUUCCAGUCAGGACUCGGAGAAGAGUUGGACGACAACAUGUGGCAGGACUGGACCGACAUCAUCCGUCUCAACCAGAGCUUCCGGGAGGACACUGAGAAGCUAUAUACGGACCUAACUACCGUCUCCAAAUCAGGAUCUCUGGGGGAUGGGCCUGCACUCAAGAGGAGCGUCUCUGGUUUAGGGUCAAGCCUUCUGGGCAAUGGCCCACAAUCUUUUGAUGUCAUUCGGCAAGUCGACCGACUGCUGCUGCGACUCGAGUACUCGAAAAGCAAUUGGUUCAGUGGACCUAGCCCAUUGCUCCCUGAAGGCGAAUAA